This is a messenger RNA of Neopsephotus bourkii (Bourke's parrot), 1523 nucleotides long. It is a transcript of the gene KDM8, whose product is annotated as lysine demethylase 8. The record is from RefSeq and is a predicted model, not a curated record. Gene Ontology annotation, molecular function: histone H3K36 demethylase activity. NCBI's taxonomy places the organism in Eukaryota, Metazoa, Chordata, Aves, Psittaciformes, Psittacidae. Gene Ontology annotation, cellular component: nucleus. The transcript has 6 exons. Bases 20 to 1408 code for a protein of 462 amino acids.
CCGGCAGCGUCGCGCCGCCAUGGCGGCAGCCGUUGGUCGUGGGGGUCCGGCUGCCGGCCCCGCGGCGGGCGGCGCGCUCUGGGCCGAGGUGUGGGCGCUGCUGCCCGGCACCGAGGAGGAGCUCACCUUGGCGCUGAGCGGAGAGGUGGACGCCUGCGUGCGGCCGCUGCUGCGGCGGGCCCGCGGGCUGCUGUACGGCGCGGAGGGCCGGCCCGGGGAGGAGGCGGCGGCGGCGCUGAGGCGCCUGGGCGACAUCCUGCGGGACUACUCGUGGGAGAAGCUGAACACGGGCCCGUGGCGGGAGGUGAGCAAGGCCUGGCGGCAGGUCUACACCUACGGCUGCCUCUUCGGGGCGCUGGCCGAGGUCGCCGCGGGCCGCCCGCUCGCGCCCGCCGUCCGCCUCUGCGACAUGGGGCUGCUCAUGGGCGCCUCCGUCCUGGACAACGUCCUCGCGCGCCUCGUCCGCGUCCUGCAGCAGCACCUGCCCCGGGAGCAGCGGCGCGGCGCGGCCGGGCUGGCCGCUGAGGUACGGCCUGAGGGGCCCGGCCCCCCGCGCGCUCCCCCGCCCGCCUUCUCUGUCCCUGCUCUCCCCCCCGGGCCGGGCCGGGGCUCGGCGGGGCCGCGGCUGGCAGCUGCGGGACCCAACCCGGUGUUGCAGAGCGCCCGGACCGAGCCUCGCCCCGCCCCUGCCGUGCGGCCGGAGGACGAGGUCCCGCGGCUGCGGUGCCCUUCGCUGGAGCACUUCCGAGACAACUACCUCAUCCCGCAGAAGCCCGUGGUGCUGGAGGGGAUCAUGGACCACUGGCCGUGCAUGAGGAAGUGGAGUGUGGACUAUUUCUGUCAAGUCGCUGGGUGCCGCACAGUGCCUGUGGAAUUGGGCACCCGAUACACAGAUGAGGAAUGGUCUCAGAAGCUCAUGACUGUUGGUGACUUCAUCAGCCAGUAUAUUGUGAAUGAGAAGAGUGUGGGAUACCUUGCCCAGCACCAGCUCUUUGAUCAGAUCCCGGAACUGAAAGAAGAUAUCAGUAUCCCCGACUACUGCUGCCUGGGGGAAGGGGAGGAAGAGCACAUCACCAUCAACGCUUGGUUUGGUCCAGAAGGCACUAUCUCACCUCUUCAUCAGGAUCCCCAGCAAAAUUUUUUAGCCCAGGUAUUUGGAAGGAAGUAUAUCCGCCUGUAUUCACCACAAGAUUCAGAAAACCUGUACCCACAUGAAAGUCAUAUUCUUCACAACACCAGUCAGGUUGAUGUGGAAGACCCUGACUUAGUUAAGUUCCCCAAUUUCAGAAAGGCUGCGUUUCAAUCCUGUGUUCUGAUGCCUGGGCAGGUUCUGUUUAUUCCAGUUAAAUAUUGGCACUAUGUACGAUCGCUUGAUGUCAGCUUCUCAGUCAGCUUCUGGUGGUCAUAGCUCUGAAGCAUGCAGAAAGUCUGUUAGCAUUGCAACAGGAAUUAAGAAUUCGUCUUAAGUACAAGAAUGUUCUUCCCUACCCAGAAGGUAGAGGUGGAUUAAAAAACCCAACAAA